This is a messenger RNA of Lytechinus variegatus (green sea urchin), 966 nucleotides long. RefSeq lists its product as uncharacterized. NCBI's taxonomy places the organism in Eukaryota, Metazoa, Echinodermata, Echinoidea, Temnopleuroida, Toxopneustidae. The coding region runs from base 108 to 851 and encodes 247 amino acids. The transcript has 4 exons. The record is from RefSeq and is a predicted model, not a curated record.
AUAAUGAUCUUUAUUUCACCUCGUAAUUAGAUCUACAUGACAUAUGGAAGUCUUGCUGACAUCUAUAUCUGCCUUAUUUAAGUGAAAGAACGUCGACAAAAUAAGAAAUGGCAUCGGAAUCGUUGGAUUGCAGUCCGCCAAAGUCAAAGAGCCUUCCCAUCGCGGGGACGGGAAAGGGGAAGAAGUCGGUGGCUCACCGACAGCCGCAGGGACAGUCGGCCGGUACCGUCCUCACAAACAGGUCCAAAAACAUGACUGUCAUCACUCCUCUUGAUGAUCGUAAAUCUGUAAUCGCUCCUUCACUUUCAAAAGGAACAAGAUGGAUGCAUAGAUCUACCAUUACAAUGGAAAGAAAUCCACAACCAUCAGAUUUUACCACAUCUGCUCAAGAGUCUUAUAAUGGAAAUAAAAUGCUUCCCGGAGCUCGUAGGCCGACUGCUUGUCCAACUCUCCAUUCAUCUCAUUUUGACAUUGGUCUUAAUAAGAAGCUCUAUCACAGCACACAUUACAAAUCACACUUUCCUCACCAUGAUGUUGAUCAUCCCAACAAGCUUCACCAUCAAUCGAUCACAAACUGGACCCACAACGUCAGGGGCUCAAAGAUGCAUGAUGUAUUAAGCAGAGAAGGUCAAUCUGCAGAUUACUGGAGCUCGUACGCGCACGUCCAUAACAGAUUGGGAUUACAGCGUGGUGAAGGGGUCUCCAGAGUCAGACAGCCAUUGCCUUCCUAUAACGUACUCACAGGCCAUGAGAAGGGAACAAAUACAGACCGAGAUCUUCAUUUGAUAUCUGGUAAUCGUGUUCUUCAUUCUGUACGUCAAAUUCCAGAGCAAAGCCUGUUACUUCAAUGAUCGUAAAUCAAAACCUUGUUUGUCAAGGACCUAGGAAUAUUCCAUGUGUUUUAUUCCACUUAUUAGUCUUGUAGAAGACUAUAUCGCAUGGGGUUGGGCAAAGAUUUUGACACAC